This is a messenger RNA of Prinia subflava (tawny-flanked prinia), 10039 nucleotides long. It is a transcript of the gene TRPM8, whose product is annotated as transient receptor potential cation channel subfamily M member 8. Lineage: Eukaryota; Metazoa; Chordata; Aves; Passeriformes; Cisticolidae. The record is from RefSeq and is a predicted model, not a curated record. Gene Ontology annotation, biological process: calcium ion transmembrane transport. The transcript has 28 exons. Gene Ontology annotation, molecular function: ligand-gated calcium channel activity. Bases 2202 to 5513 code for a protein of 1103 amino acids. Gene Ontology annotation, cellular component: plasma membrane.
AGGGAGAUAGUGAUAGGGCAAGGGGGAAGUGGCUUUAAACUGAGAGAAGAGAGAUUUAGAUGAGAUGAUAACAAGAAAUUCUUCCCUGUGAAGGUGGUGAGGCCCUGGCACAGGUUGAAGAGAGCCUGUGGCUGCCCCUGGAUCCCUGGCAGUGUCCAAGACCAGGCUGGACAAUGGGGCUUGGAGCAGCCUGGGACAGUGGAAGGUGUCCCUGCUAUGGCAGGAAGUUGAACGGGAUGGGCUUUUAGGUCCCUUUAAACUCAAACCAUUGUGGGAUUCCAUGAUAUUACUUGAUUGCACAGGUGCAUUGUGAAUUCCAUAAAAAGCCCCUCCCAAGCUUUCACAGGUUCUGGGAUAGAAAGUGAUUUACUGCCAGCCACUGAAUUAAAUCUCAUCGUACCUUUUUUUCUGCACAGUGGGGGCUGCAGGGCUCAAAUCCCUGUAGCUCUUCAGGCACCAUUUCCCCAAAUCUGGUCUCUGGUUUUAUACAUCUUUUAUUAACAAACAUAAGGCUUUUUCAGAUGCAGAAGAAUAUUUUUUCUUUACAGUGUCUUUUCACUGCUGUCAAUACAAUGGAAAACAUUUUCUAUCUAUGUGAAUUUCCAUUUCUAGUAAUCCAAGUGCUUGCUGCAUUUUGAUUCCUGCAUGGGUAAUAAGGAUUCCAAUCCUGAGGAUUACAGCUUUUAUUUUGUUCACCAGAAAGACACGGAGCUCUUUGGCCAGGAUCCAUAACAACACCUUUUGGUUGUUCACAGGUUUGCUCUACCUAAGAGGACCAAGCAGAUGGGUUUCUUCCUCAACACUGGACUGACUUUUCAAAAUGAAUUAUUGAGCUCUCCAUUUAUGUACUGAGUAGUUAUUUUUCUCGAGAGUUACCAGCCAGACAAGUUUCACAGGGCAGUGAUUAAGGGAAUAUCUGCAGGUAUAAACCACAGUAAAGGUUCAGUACUUCAGAAAUGUUGCUACAUGCUAGUGCUAGUGCUGCUGUCCAUGAAAACUCUGCUUUUGGGAAAUGGGUGACAGAAAAGGCACGGGAGCUAUUUGGCUCCUCCUCAGGUGUAGCUGCAAGUCCUUGAUACCUGUUUUCUUUAUGUUCCUUAGGAGCAAUGGAUCACUGGAUAUGUUCUAUCUUUGGGGUCAACACACACUGUUUAGGGAGCUGUUAGGUGUUGCCCUAUGGGGUGAAACCCCUAAGUGAUAAUUCAUGAAAAUGCAGAUGUGUAUAUGCCAAGGUAACAUGAGAUUUAAGACAAAUAAACCUACCUUCCAUCACAGACUCUGAGACUUAAAACCCUGGAUUGAUUUAGGUUUGAAGGAACCCCAAAGCUCAAAUUUUCCACCCCCUUCCAUGGGCAGUGACCCUUCCACUAUCCCAGGUUGCUCCAAGCCCCAUCCAACCUGGCCUAAUAUUGGUCCAAACUGAGUGAUCAAAAGGCAGUAGAAAGUUCUUGCUUUCUGCAAGGAAGGUGGCCUGGGAACAAUUCCUCUCUCCAAGGAGUCACUGAAUAUCACAGCAGUAGAAACUGCUUUUACCAAGUGAAAGGCUUUAAGUCAAAGGCAGGACCAAACCAGAAUACUCCAUGCUAAGUGUCAAACAAAAAAAAUAAGGAACUGUAUCUGAUUUUUGUUGAGUAAAAACACUUCUAAAAUCCUGUAUUGCACUCAACAGUGCUUCAACAACCUUGUAGUAAAUUAGAUUAAUAGGUGUUGAUUUUACAGCUGCUUGAUUAUCUUCUGCUACAUUAAAAUUUAAUUAUUUAUUCCCACAAGCAUUCUUUUAGUUCUGGCUUUUUACUGGUGCUGUUGGUGCCACAAACGAGCUGCGGUGUUAUCUGUUGCUGCAGUCCAUGGGCGGCAGGCGGGACAACAUCUCUCUCAGAAAUAACCUGCAGCUGCUGUUCCCUGCACCCUGCUGCAAUGAAGCCUGCAUUAAGAACUGGUGAAUAACUCUUGCUAUUCCUCACUCCUGGCCGUGAUCCCUCCCUCCUUUAAAAGGAAGGCAUGACACAGAUAAAGGUGGGGCUUUGCCAGCUCGAGUAUUUCAAAGCCUUGCUCUUGGAGUCAUGAUUGCAGAAGGAGUCCUGGGGCAUAUUCUGGAGACUUUGAUACAUUGGAUUAAGGACUCUUGAUGUGUAUGAGCCACGUCCUGAGCUUGCUCAUCGGAGACAAAAGAGUUAAAAUACGGGAAUUAAUUGAAUGGGAUGGAGUAUAAGGUUUCCAUGGGCAGCAUGAGACACCGAAGAAAUGGCAACUUUGAGAGUUCCAGGCUCCUCUAUUCCAGCAUGUCUCGCAGCAUAGACGUGGCCUGCAGCGAUGCUGAUUUGGCCAACUUCAUCCAAGAAAACUUUAAGAAGAGAGAAUGUGUCUUUUUUACAAAAGACACCAAGUCAAUGGGUAACUUCUGUAAAUGUGGAUACCCUGAAAAUCAGCACAUCGAGGGCACCCAGGUCAACACCACUGAAAAAUGGAACUACAAGAAGCACACAAAGGAGCUUCCUACUGACGCCUUUGGGGACAUUCAGUUUGAAAACUUGGGAAAAAAAGGAAAGUACAUCCGCCUGUCGUGUGACACGGACUCAGAGACCCUCUACGAUCUCAUGACCCAGCACUGGCACCUGAAGACGCCAAACCUCGUCAUCUCCGUCACCGGCGGCGCCAAGAACUUCGCGCUCAAGCCCCGCAUGCGCAAGAUAUUCAGCAGGCUGAUCUACAUCGCCCAGUCCAAGGGCGCCUGGAUUUUCACUGGGGGAACGCACUACGGGCUGAUGAAGUACAUUGGGGAGGUGGUCAGGGACAACACCAUCAGCCGCAGCUCCGAGGAGAACGUGGUGGCCAUCGGCAUCGCGGCCUGGGGCAUGAUCUCCAACCGGGAACCCCUCAUCCGCACGGCCGACAGCGACGGGAGCUACCUGGCCCACUACAUCAUGGAUGACCUGAAGAGAGACCCCCUGUACUGCCUGGAUAACAACCACACCCAUCUCCUGCUGGUUGAUAACGGCACCCACGGGCACCCCACGGUCGAGGCCAAAGUGCGGACUCAGCUGGAGAAGUACAUUUCAGAGCGGGUCAUCCCAGAAUCUAAUUACGGUGGGAAGAUCCCAAUUGUGUGUUUUGCCCAAGGUGGUGGGAAGGAGACUUUGAAAUCCAUCAACGUGGCCAUCAAGAGCAAGAUUCCCUGUGUGGUGGUGGAAGGCUCUGGGCGCAUUGCUGAUGUCAUUGCCAGCCUGGUGGAGGCUGAAGGCACCCUUGCUUCCUCCUGUGUCAAGGAGAGCCUGCUCAAGUUCCUGCCUCGCACCAUUUCCAGGCUCUCAGAAGAGGAGACUGAGAGCUGGAUCAAGUGGAUCAAAGAAGUCCUUGAGAGCCCUCAUUUACUGACAGUGAUCAAAAUAGAACAAGCUGGAGAUGAAAUUGUGAGCAAUGCCAUUUCCUUUGCCCUGUACAAAGCUUUCAGCACCAACGAGCACGACAGGGAUAACUGGAACGGGCAGCUCAAGCUGCUCCUGGAGUGGAACCAGCUGGACCUGGCCAGUGAUGAGAUCUUCACCAAUGACCGAAACUGGGAGUCUGCUGACCUACAGGAUGUGAUGUUCACAGCCCUGGUGAAAGACAGGCCCAAAUUUGUCCGGCUCUUCCUGGAAAACGGCUUGAACCUGCGGAAGUUCCUCACCACAGAGGUCCUGAGGGAGCUGUACACCAACAACUUCAGCAGCCUGGUAUUCAAGAACCUGCAGAUAGCCAAGAACUCCUACAACGACGCCCUCCUCACUUUCGUGUGGAAGAUGGUGGAGGAUUUCCGGAGAGGUCUCAAAAGAGAUUACAAGAACAGCAAGGAUGAGAUGGAGAUACAGCUUUCAGAGGAGUGUCCUAUCACAAGGCACCCGUUGCAAGCUCUCUUUAUUUGGUCAGUUCUUCAGAACAAGAAAGAGUUGUCCAAAGUCAUUUGGGAGCAAACCAGAGGCUGCACUUUGGCAGCCCUGGGGGCUAGUAAGCUCCUGAAGAGCAUGGCUAAGGUGAAGAAUGAUAUAAAUGCUGCUGGUGAGUCUGAGGAACUCGCUAACGAGUAUGAGACAAGAGCAGUAGAGCUUUUCACCGAGUGCUACAGCAAUGAUGAAGACCUGGCUGAGCAGCUGCUGACUUAUUCCUGUGAAGCCUGGGGAGGGAGCAACUGUCUGGAACUGGCAGUGGAAGCCAGAGACCAGCAGUUCAUUGCCCAGCCAGGUGUGCAGAAUUUCCUUUCCAAGCAAUGGUAUGGAGAGAUUUCAAGAGACACUAAGAACUGGAAGAUUAUUCUGUGCCUGUUCUUUUUCCCUUUAAUAGGCUGUGGUUUCAUCUCAUUCAGGAAAAAGCCUGUGGAGAAGAGUAAGAAACUCUUCUUGUAUUAUGUGUCUUUCUUCACCUCCCCCUUUGUGGUCUUCUCCUGGAAUGUCAUCUUCUACAUCGCUUUCCUGCUGCUCUUCGCCUACGUGUUGCUCAUGGAUUUCCAGAAGGAACCCACGGCCCUGGAGAUCAUCCUUUACGUGCUGGUCUUCAUUCUGCUUUGUGAUGAAGUGAGACAAUGGUACAUGAACGGCAGCAAGUAUUUCUCAGACCUGUGGAAUGUUAUGGAUACCCUUGCAAUCUUUUACUUCAUAGCAGGGAUUGUGUUCAGGCUUCACUCUGAUGAAAGCUCUUGGUAUUCCGGGAGAGUAAUUUUCUGUUUGGACUACAUAGUUUUUACCCUGAGGCUCAUCCAUAUUUUCACAGUUAGCAGGAAUCUAGGACCCAAAAUUAUUAUGCUGCAGAGGAUGAUGAUAGAUGUCUUCUUCUUCCUCUUCCUCUUUGCUGUGUGGAUGGUGGCCUUCGGUGUGGCCAGGCAAGGCAUCCUGAGGAAGAACGAGCACCGCUGGGAGUGGAUCUUCCGCUCGGUCAUCUACGAGCCCUACCUGGCCAUGUUUGGCCAGUACCCCGAUGAUAUUGAUGGUACUACCUACAACUUUGACCACUGCACUUUUUCUGGGAACGAGUCCAAGCCCUUGUGCGUGGAGUUGGAUGCCAACAACCAACCCCGUUUCCCAGAGUGGAUCACCAUCCCCCUUGUGUGCAUUUACAUGCUCUCCACCAACAUCCUCCUGGUGAACCUGCUCGUGGCCAUGUUCGGUUACACUGUUGGGUCAGUGCAAGAGAACAAUGACCAGGUGUGGAAGUUCCAGCGUUUUUUCCUGGUCCAGGAAUACUGCAGUCGCCUGACCAUCCCCUUCCCCUUUGUCAUCUUUGCCUACAUAUUCAUGGUGAUGAGGAAAUGCUUCAAGUGCUGCUGUAACAAAGAAAGCAAAGAGCCAUCCAUUUGUUGCUCAAGAAAUGAGGACAAUGAAAUCCUGGCAUGGGAAGCUGUCAUGAAGGAAAAUUACCUUGUCAAAAUCAAUACAAAAGCAAGUGAUUCAUCAGAAGAGAUGGUACAUCGAUUUAGACAACUGGAUGCAAAGCUCUCUGAUUUGAAAGGCCUUCUGAAAGAGAUUUCCUGUAAAAUUAAAUGAGUGCAACUGAAAUCCAAGAGCAGUUACCAAAGCAGGGUACCAGUUCACAAAGAAGAAUUGCUCGGAGCUGGCAGUAACCCCCGGUAAUGGCAGUAAUGGAGGCACCAGAGUGUCAAUGUCUCUCAGCAGGAGUCAGCAGGAUUUUCUUGCUAUUUUUAUUUUUGUUGAUCAAACAGCCCUUUCUGCUUCUUGCAAAGCUGUGGUGAAACAGGAGAUGACUGCUUAUCUCCUGACAUGAUUCCUGCGUUACCCAAACUCCCCAUCUGCCCUAAUGUCCAGUGGCAGCAAUUAGUCCUUGUAGCCGCUGUUGUAAAGCACUCCUAUUUCCAAGAGUAGUUCUCUGCUGUUGUCUCUUGGCUUUUCCGUUUCACUGAAAGGGACCUGUGCAAGGGUUUCCUUCAGAUACUAAUUGCUCGUCGGAAUGAAUCCUUCUCCCUUCCCUAGCCAUCCUCACUUGCCAGAUCUCACUUGCUCCUUGCAUGGGCUGUCUGUGAGACCUGCUGGUGUCUGGAAUGCUGGCAUGCCAGAAUGCAGUAGAUUUUGGCAUCAUACCCUGCAGGAAAGCCUUUGUCCAACCCUGCAUCCCUAUUUCAGACUGUUCAUGAACAUUGUGGACUUCUUCCCACCCUACCUGGAGCCGUGCAGAAGUUCAGCUGUUACAGCCCUGCAUGGGAGAGACUUGAAUUAAUCUAGGAAGUGUUUCCAAAGGCCUUGCUUGGUUUCUUUAGUAAAAAUUUGUAUCCUAGGAAUGUUGGAAUUAAUUUGACUUUUCCAUCAUGUGUUUGCUGAUGUUUGCAUUUGGAAAUGGAGAAGAGAUUGUUCGAAGCUUUAAAGAAAGCAAUGCUUGAUAUGGUGAGGUGGUCCUUUGUGCUUUCUGUCUAAAAUAGCACCUGAAUUUUGUCCCAUUUUGUGUGGAAUAACUCAGGGCACAGCCAACUGAAGGCACUACAAACGACAUUGAUUUACCUGCCAAAGCCUUGUAUCAGUCUUCGUUCCCAGUGUCAAGGAAUCAUGGAAUCAAAGACUCUCCAGAGCAGAAAGGACCUGCAAGGAUCAUGGAGUCCAACCCCUGGCCCUGCACAGACACCUCAACAAUCCAAUCCUACCCUGUGCAUCCUUGAGAGCUCCUUGGGCUCUGUCAGCCUGGGGCCGUGCCCAUUCCCUGGGAAAGCCUCUUCAGUGCCCCAGCACCCUCUGGGAGAAGAACCUUUUCCUGAUCUCCAGCCUGAGCCUGCCCUGAAACAGCUGCAGCUGCUCCCUUGGGUGCUGUCCCUGGCCCCAGAGAGCAGAGAUUGGAGCUGUCCCUCAGGAGGAAGAUGUAGGCCAUGCUGAGAUCAUCUCUCUCCUCUUCCUCCUCUUCCCCAAGCUGAAAAAGCCAAUUGACCUCAGCUGUUCCUCAUGCAGCUUCCCCUCUUGUUCCUUCAUAAUCUUCAAGCCCUUCAUGCCCUUCUCUAUAAGCUUGAUAUCUUUAUGAUAGUUUCAGAAAGGUUGUUGCUCUUUUCUCCCUGCAUCUCAUGAUGCAACUGUACUGUAUGCUGUGCAUGACAUCAUCCUGGGGUCAUGAAAGUUUCUAAAUGAGCUUGCUUCCAUUAAAUCACAUGGCAGUUAGCUUGCAUCAUAAAUCCUUGAGAUAAUGUUCUUUUCCAGAACUUAUUUUUCCCAUAUCGUUUGUAUGCCUUGGAUGUCAAAAUUGUGGUUUUAGUUCACUCCUUCCCUAUGUAAAACCUAGAGGAUGCCUAUCUCUAGAGAUCUAAUCUCUUGAAAAUGUGUGAAUGUAAUGACAAAAUCAUGUUCUCUAAGGUCUAAAUUCUGGAGUGAGUCUGUGUCCAUUGCUGCACCCAGGGGCACCAGCCUGUGCCCCACAUACUGCUCCCUUCCUUGGGCCGCAGGGAGAGCCCGGCCGAGGGGCUGAGCCCGCACCAACUCUUCCCUCCUGCCGCUCUCUCGAGCUGGCUGAGGACAGGAGCCGAGCGGCCGAGCACCUGCGCCGGGUCCUGCCGUACCUGCAGAACGCACAGGAGCCCCUGCGAGCGGCGGCCAUCAGGUUCCUGGGUGAGCCACGAGCCCGGGCUCCCUCCCCGGCCCGCCGCAGCUCGGCCCCAGCCCCGGCUGCUGCCCCGGCAGCGGCCUCUGGGCCCGGCGCCAUGGAGCCCUGACUCCCUGGUGUGCCCAGUAUUUCGUGUCAGCACCUUCAAGGAGGGCAAGGGGACCCUGCAGGGGCUGUCCACUGGGUGCUGCCAAUAAGGAGCACUGGGCAGAGGCAGGGCUGGUGGCCAGCCCAGGCCCUCAUGGCUGUCCAGGCCAAGGUGACAGGCCAGGGUGACCAUGGCCACCCUGACACAGAGCUCUGGGCUCUCAGAGCUGUUGCCACCAUUGGGAGGGCCACGAUGUCUCCUCCAGCAGGGCUGCAGAGUCGCUGCUGCCCAAGUGGCUCUGGAGCCCACAGAAACAGCAACAGCAUGUGCAAAGGAAUGUGCACUAGAGGAGCAAAUCUGCUUCCAGCACUUCCCUUGGCUGCUCCUUCAGGGUGAUCACAGCAUACUCAGAGACAGAGAACAGCUUCUCGUCCAAGAAUUAUCCCUGUUGGGAUUCAUGAUUUAUUUCUCUAUGAAUUCUCUGUAUGGUUCAGUUUUAUGUACCCCUUCCCCCCUAAUUGUUAUGCAGGCCUUCCCUCACAGUCCCUGCACCCCAAGUUAUUUUUAGCUUUUGCUGUUAAGUGUCCCUCAGCCUUCCCGCCAGAAAUGUUCUCCUCCCCUUCCUCCCUGAUUGGCUCUACUGCAUGUCCCUGCCCCUUUUCUGUCUUGGUUACUAACUUGGAUUGGCUAGCUGCGUCUCGCCACCCCCAUUGCUCCUCCCAUGCUCUAUCCCUUAAAACCCCUGUGCAUCCCUGAUUCUGGGCUCUCUCGCUCUCUCUCUCUCCCCUCGGAGAACCUAGAGUGGGCAAAUAAACCUCUCUGUGUGUUCCCCCAAGAGAGCCUCUCUGUCUCCUCCUUCUUUGUUGUGGCGAACCAUCGGGUCUGCAUUGCCUCUCGAGGCCAAGAACCCACAGGGGCAGGGCUGACUCCACAAGACUGUCAGCUCGCCUCCUAGAGUCUGUGUUGCUGGUGGUGUAGAGCAAGCCAGGCCAGGCAGAUGGUGAAGAGCAGACACCACCGCAACAUUGGUGGCGCCUACUGCGGGGCCUUGAAGAGGCGUCAAGACCCUGCAGAAGUGGAUUGGCAGCACCCAAGACCAGGUUGGGUGCUGCGAAGAAGAUCCCUGGACGUUCCAGUACCUCCUGGUGAGCAGUCCCUUUGGGGAGGCGCUCCCGGAGGAUUGUGAGGGUAGCCGACGGCUGCUGCACUCCAGCGUCGGUCCUCGCAGAAGGAGGAUCUCCCUGAGACAGUUCUGCACCCCCUCCAGGAGCCGAGAUUCCGGUCUGAGGAUUGGUAAGUGGAAAUUUCGUGCCUCCCUAGGCUGCGGGGAGAGCAGGUGCCAUUUGGCACGACUCGAAUUGAACACAUAACAGCCCAUAAGGCUGUGGACGUGACCACGUGGUCCCCAGGGGGUAGGAUUUUUGGGUCCCUCGCCCUCGGUUGGUUGGCUCUGGAGUUUUGAUUUUGUUCUGUUGGCUGUUUUUGUGUUGAGGAGUGUGCGUGGCCGUGAGAGGGCGGCACGCAGGGCGGUCAGUGUGUCGGCUUCUGCGGGUUUUUACUGACAGUGAGAUUUUAGUUUUGCAUCGCACCCCGUGUUGUGUGUGGCUUUUGCAGCUGUAGUGAGUGCGUGUUCUUGCGGGUUUUAAGUUUGCGGUGCUUGUCGUUUUUGUGUGGCUUUUGAGUUAUACCGGUCUCAGGGAGAAAGCUGCCACUUAACACCUUGUUGUUGGGAAAAUGGGUGCUUCCCUGUCGGCAGCAGACAGAGAAAAUUUUUCAGUUUGCGUCGCCUUGCUGGAAGCAAGUGGCGCGCGAUUUUCUAAGACUUGCCUGAGGAGGCUGAUCAGAUGGAUCAGCAAGGAAUUUCAGGAGGUUUCCCGGGACAAGAUCCAUUGUCUCCGAUUUUGGGGGACAGUGGAAGAGAAAAUUGCACAAUUCGGCUGGUCCUGAGGAAAAGAGGCGCAGAAAUUUUCUUAUUUGGCCUUGCAGUUAAAAACUGCUUUGAAAAAUAAAGAUCUCCUUGCUAAUCCAUCUACCAGGCAGUCUGCCCCUUCUUCCCCUUCCCCUAGUCCUAAGCCCAGUCGUUCCCCCAAGGGAAUUCUAAAGAAAUUUGGGCUGAAAAAAUCCCCGAGCUCUGCCUCUCUGCAGAAUUCCCGUUCCCCCAGCCUCAGUAGUCGUGGCCAGACUGCUGAGGAUCCUUCGGACUGCCCUGGCCAGGCAGGCGAAGGCCCAACCCGUACCCGCUUUCCCUCAUCCCCUCAUCCCAGAGUUAAGUUUAAUUUAACUGCGUCACAGUCCGCACAAGAUGGCGGAUGUGGUGCAGAAAAUGGCGGCCACUCAGCCUCGUGGUCACCAUCCCCAUCCCCCAUCCCUUCUUCUUCCCGCAAUCCUUUU